UCACCCGACAGACGCUCAAUCCCUAAUUCUCAUCACCCUCCUCCCUCUCCUUCGUCCGCUCCUCGUCAAUCCACCACCCACCUCCCUCUCACUCCUCCGCUUCGCUCGCCUCCGCUACUUCUCCUCCUCCUCUUCUCAUCCUCCUCCUCAUCGAGUCUCCGCUUGUUUUCUCUUCGAGAUCCUCGCCUCCUCCACCCCUUCCUCCAUCGAUCGUACCCUCGAUGACACUGGCGUCCGCGUCUCCUCGCAGGAUGUGGAGGUCAUGCUCAAGUUCUCUUACUCCCAGCCAGAUGUCGCCGUUGCUUCUUCCAUUGGGGGGAUCCCUCUACCUCAGUGACCAACACUCACCCUAUGCGUGGAGCCUUAUGUUCGACCUCCUCGGCAAAAACCUCCUUCAUCGGCUGCCCCCUCGAUGAAGGACCGACAUAUCGUAACUUGGACCCCUCAGGCCUCAGGAGGAUGAUUUACUAUGGGAGAAUAUUUCUCUGCACAAGACUGAUAAGUUAGUUUGCAAUAUUGAUUUUUCUCUUUUAGAUCUUGUUCGAGUUUGAUAGAACAAUUUCUAUACUGACAUGCAACAAUCCUUGGUUGGCUUUGGCUGUAAUUGGACAAGUAUCGAAGCUUUGUUUAAUGACAAGACUAACAGAUAGUACCAGAGAAAGUGAACAACUUUGUAAAUUGUCAAAAAAAAAAAACAUUUGAGAUUUCAAAUGUGUAUCAUAAUUAUUUUAGUAGAGGUUACUCCUGGUGAAACUUGAUCAGCAAUGCCAAGCAUUAGAGCUCCAUCAUCAAAAAGGACUACAAGUAUAUUGGUGGCAGUAAAAUGUAGGCCAUUGACUGAAGCAGAACAAAAGCAGUGCAUGCAUAUUAUUCAAGUUAUGGAUGAUAAGAGCUUAAUUGUCUUAGAUCUUGACUUGUCAAAGGACUAUCUUGACCUCAUACAAAAUCGGACUAAAGAAAGAAGAUAUAACUUUGAUAAUGUAUUUGGACCUAGUUGUUCCAAUACAUGUGCUGAAUCUGGGGAGUGCAUAGGAAGUGAAUUGCUGAAACUUGCUGAAUUCUGACCAUUGAACAAAAUUCUGUGCAAAUCUGUGAAAGUGAAUUUAUGAGCUAAGUAUCAAAUUCAAAUGUUGUGUGUCAAGAAUCUUGUGCAACUCUCUGUUAAGUAGAAAGUUCAAGAUGUAAACAGAUUCUGAAACAAAAUUCUGGAAUUGGAGAAUCUAGAACUGAACAGCAUUGGGAUUUCUUUAGUUUUGUUUUAGCUAAGUUUUUAAAUUGGAACCGAUUUUGGUCAAGCUUGAAAUGAGUAAAUGGAUGAGAUAGUUCAUUGAAUAGAUAAAUGAUGAAGCUUGAAUUUUGAAGGAGAUCAGUAGAGAAAAAAAAGUGCAGAAUUGCAGUGUGCAGUAAAUCAGAAAUUGAAUUAGUAAGUUUGGUUACUGAAUUUGCAGCUAGUAGAGUUCAAAUUCGAAUUAAAUUUUUGUUCCAUCAUUCAGUUUUGAAUGCAGAGAAUACCUUGAAUCUGAUUGCUUCGCUGAAUAUCUGUAGCUUUGAAGCUCAAUCCAAUUCUAAUUAUCAGCAGCAACAGAUUUUUAAAACUGUAAAUGAUGUAUCAACUUUGACAUGUGGCGUGCCAAGUUUUUGUGGCAAGUUUCUGAUAAGUAGAAAGACCAAGUGAAGUUCUUGCUUACUCAAGGAUAAGUCAUUCUUCUCAAGUCUCAUGUGAUUAAAAUUCUGAUUCUGGAAUUUGAAAACCUAAAUUCCUUGCUGUCCCUAGAUUCAAAUUCCAGAAGCUGUGUGAAAUGUUCAAGAAAAAAAAAGAGUUAGUUUCUUAAACUGGGAAUCAGUACUAUUAUCAGAAGUUGGAAGCUGGAUGAAAGUGUAUCAGACCUAUUUUGGAUUUCUGAAGUCAGCUGAUAACUGCAGAAAAUUGAAAGAUUGCUGAAGUUAACUCUACAAGGGCUGUGAAAUCUUUUAUUUACUGCAGAGAAAUAUACAAGAACUAAAUACAUUUAAGGAUUUGAAAUUGAUUUGUGAAUACUUAACCUGGAUUUUGGAGCUGGAAACUGAGUGUACGGUUUCUGAAAUUUUCAGAAACUGAACCUAUGUGCCAAUUUGGAGACCAACCCUAUUUUUGUGCCAAUUUUUCAUUCCAGUUCUGAUCUGAAGCAAGUAAGUUGGGGUAGUGAAGGGUGUUGAGGACAGUAAGUGGAGAUGCUGCUGUGCUGAAUUCUGCAGGAAUAGAUACUGAAAUUGUGGAGUAAUGAAAGGCUGAAGGAAUGCUAGUGAACAUGACUGAAUCUGAACAUUGUUGGUGUCAAUGAAAAGGCGUGCUUAGAGUAGGCUGCAGUAACACAAAUCUGCAAGAAUCAAGCUUGAAACUGCAAUCUUUUACAGUAAAGUUUAUUCCUGAAAUUGAAGUAUCAACUUGGACUAUGUGAGUUUAUUUCUAUCGAAUUUAUGCAUAAAGACAACUUCUAAAUCUGAGUUUCAAGUAAAUGUUACUACCUUUCAAUUCUUUACAAACCUGCUGGACAAAAUUUUGAAGUAUCAAGUUGCAAUUGACACACAACACUUCCAGUUGAAAUUACAGUAGAAGUUGAUGAUGAACUUGCUGGUUGUUAAUUCUGGAAUUUGAAUUUUGAUUGAAUCACUGCUGUUAAUAGUAUAACAGGACCCCUUCUGGAGAAUGAACUUUGGUGUUUUAAGUCCUUGACAGAUUUGAGUAUCUAAAUUCAGGAUUUGAUAGGAAUUCAAUACCUUUUAAUUUUCCUGAAUCAGGUGUUGUUUUGCUUGGUAUUAAAUUCAGAAUUUACAAAAGGCUAUGGUUGUUGUGCUGAUUUUAAUGAGUUCAUUGACCAGCAGCAAAGUAUCAAGUUAAUACUGUUUUGUGCCAGAGUUAAUUGUAGAUUCUAAUCAUAAGCAAUCUCAAGGAAAGUUGAAUGCAGGAGCUGCUGAUUUCUGAAAUUGGCAGCAACAUUUCAAUGCUGAAAUAAGUGAGUUUGGUUGAGUUAUAAAGUUAAAAGCUAAUCAGGAACCAGUCCAUUAAAUCAGAAAUCUGCAGAAAUGGAAUUUGCAAGUGAGAUUUUAUGGGAAAUUCAAAACUUUACAACCAAGGAAGUUCUGAUUUUCUAGCAGUAAGGCAUAGAAACCAAUGAGACACAAGGAAACUGAAUCUGAUUUUUGAUUUGGAAGUUGCUGGAAGAAGUUUGUGCCUACCUAGUUCUGAAACUGAGCUACAGAUUUCAUAAUCUAGUUUUGUUGAAUCUGAUGUUGGAUAUAUUGGACUGGAUAUAAAGCUUUGGGUUGAAACUUCACUACAUAUAAUGAACCCAGAGUUGUCCAAUUGUACUAUACUGUUUAGUGCCAAAUUAAUCUUGGAAAUAAAGCUCCGGUCUUGUCAUUGCUAAUUGGCAUCUUCACUUUUGGAAGUUAUUUGUUGAGAUUCUUCUACUGUCAAGUGAUUGGUUGCAGGGUAGCAGUUGUGUCUCAAUUUGGAUUAGUUAUGUGCCACAUUUUUUGUAUAGCUUCCUGGUUAUUGAUGAACUCCAGUAAACUUCUUGUUUUCUCAUUGUGACAUGUUAUUCUUCCUUA
Molecule: messenger RNA, 3591 nt
Organism: Zingiber officinale
Lineage: Eukaryota; Viridiplantae; Streptophyta; Magnoliopsida; Zingiberales; Zingiberaceae
Product: kinesin-like protein KIN-8B
Exons: 5
Coding region: 765-1064 (99 amino acids)
Source: RefSeq, a predicted model, not a curated record